Messenger RNA from Lineus longissimus, 1211 nucleotides. RefSeq names its product cysteine-rich venom protein VAR11-like. The record is from RefSeq and is a predicted model, not a curated record. The transcript is spliced from 8 exons. Bases 138 to 1130 code for a protein of 330 amino acids. Lineage: Eukaryota; Metazoa; Nemertea; Pilidiophora; Heteronemertea; Lineidae.
CUGAACAGAUGGCGUCCACGAGAGCACACGCAUCUUUCCCCGUUGGCUUCGUGCCAUUAAAAACCACCUUGCUUGGCGUAGAUUAUUCAUUUAAACCGAGCUGUCGGGCGUGUCAACUGUCAUAAUCACCUGAUUCUAUGAUGGCAGAUGCAAUAAACAGCAUGAGAGCAACCUUCUUGUUUUCGGCGUUGAUUUUUGCUGUAGGGUUUUGCAAUGGCCAAUUUAACGAUGCCCAGAAGAAGGAAAUGCUGGACAAACACAAUGAGGGGAGGAGACAGCAGUAUGCUAGUGACAUGAACGAACUGUCCUGGGAUGAAGCACUUGAAACUGAAGGCCAGAGAUUGGCGAACACCUGCAACUAUGAGCUGGGGCCAGAGCCAGUCGAAGGCAUCACCAAUGUGGGGCAGCUAAAAUACUGGGAAACUGGAGCCAGCAACCCAGUCAAAGCAUUUGACGCUUGGUAUGGUCAACACCAGUCAUAUGACACGGCGACGCACUCAUGCAGGCCUGGUGCAAGCUGCGGUAGCUUCAGAAUGGUUGUGAAGAAUGACCUAACAAAACUAGGCUGCGGUGUAAAGGUUUGCAACAGUUUCAUGUCGUCACAUGGAAAUAAUGCUGAGAAGGUUACACACCUGUACGUCGUAUGCCUCUAUGAUAACGCUCCUUGGACCGGUCCGGUCUUCACCGCUGGAAAACCUUGUACGAGAUGUCCAUCGGGGAAACAUUGGUGCAGCAACAACUUGUGCCAACCCUCAUGCACUACUGCAAGUGAUAAAUGCCAAUGUUAUGCGAAGUACGCAGAGACUUGUCUGAACUGCGGCACCUCAAAUGAGGACGACUGCACUUGUAAGUGUGCGGAUGGUUUUCAUGGGGCCCACUGCACUGACAAGUGUAAAGAUCUACCUGUGGGGUCGAACUUCUAUACAUCAUGCUCUGCAGAUGUCAAAGAUGACCCCGAAUAUUUCUGCACAGAUCUAGGAGCGGCAUGUUGCCGCUACAUCAGAGACAGGACGUGCAAGGCGACGUGCUCACCCUUCACGAAGUUGUGCACUCCGCUGACGGCAGAUUUGGAAAAGGCGGCGACUACAGGUUGCACUCAAAACAAACCAGUGGCGCCGGCAGGUCGCUAGGUCAGCGGAAUUAAGUUUCCGACUUUCAAAGCGCUGUAACAUCAAAAAUAUAUUCGGAAUACAAAUUCCAUUAUCACCCAU